AUGUCUACGGAUACCAAAAACCAAGUCAAAAUCAAAUUCACAACCAAUGAACAAGAUGAAAGUCUAAAAAUAGACGAAACACCAUUAUUUGUACCAACGUCAUUAAAAAGAUUUGGGUUAUCAGAAAUUGUAAAUCAUUUAUUAGGCAAUAUCAACAAGGAUGAAAUAGAAGAUGAAAUAGAAGAUAGGAAACCAAUACCGUUUAAUUUUUUAAUCAAUGGAACUUUAUUACGUACAUCAAUAGAUGAUUACCUUACAAAAAAUGGAUUAUCAAAUGAAGCAUUUUUAAAUAUAGAAUAUACAAGAGCUAUACUACCACCAAGUUUUCAAGCUUCUUUUAAUAAUGAUGAUUGGAUUUCUUCAAUUGAUUCAAUAAAUAAAACUAGUCCUGCUGUAACGACAUCACAAUUGAGUAUAAAUAAUCCUAAAAUUUUAAGUGGCUCAUAUGAUGGAGUUGUAAGAGUAUAUAAUAUGUCAGGAAAAGUUGAAAAACAAUACGUUGGACAUUCAGCACCUAUAAAAUCAGUUAAGUGGAUAUCACCAACAAGAAUAGUAUCAAGUGGUAAUGAUAGACAAGUAAGAUUAUGGAAAACACAAUAUGAAGAUAUAGUUGAACAAAAUGAAGAUGAUGAAGAUGAUGAAAUAGAAGAUGGUAAAACUUUAGCCAUUUUAGAAGGUCAUAAAGCUCCAGUGGUUGAUCUAGAUGUAAAUCAAGCAUCAAAUAGAAUAUUGAGUGCUGGAUAUGAUAAAAACGUUGGGUUUUGGUCAACAAACUAUAAAGAAAUGUCAAAAAUUGAAAUACCUGAAUAUGAUUCAAAUGUUAUAUCUACAUCUUCUAAGAAGAGAAGAAAAAUGGCAUUACAAGAUUCAACUAUAAGACGUCGUUCACCAUUAAGUUUAUUACAAGGUCAUACAGAACCAGUUGAAGGUGUUAUAUUUGAUUCAUUUGAUAAAACUGUUGGUUAUUCAGUUUCUCAAGAUCAUACUAUUAAAACAUGGGAUUUAAUAACUUCAAAAUGUGUAGAUACUAGAACUACUGGAUUUUCAUUACUUUCUAUAUUACAAUUACCACAACUUAAUUUAAUAGCAACUGGUUCAUCAGCACGUCAUAUAAAUUUACAUGAUCCAAGAUUAAACAAUACAAUCAGUAAUGAAACAAUAAAUAACAAAUUAGUUGGUCAUACAAAUUUCGUAGUUGGAUUAAGUUCAUCACCUCAUAAUUCAAAUAUGUUUGCAUCAGCAUCUCAUGAUGGAACUGUUAAAGUUUGGGAUAUAAGAGCUGAUAAAUCUUUAUACACAAUAACUAGAGAAGAUGGAUCAAGAAAUAAAAAAAUAUUUGAUGUUUGUUGGGAUAAUGAUAUUGGGAUUAUAAGUGGUGGAGAAGAUAAAAAAAUACAAAUUAAUAAAGGAUCAGAUAUAUCUUAG
Molecule: messenger RNA, 1425 nt
Organism: Lodderomyces jiufengensis
Lineage: Eukaryota; Fungi; Ascomycota; Pichiomycetes; Serinales; Debaryomycetaceae
Gene: YTM1
Product: Ytm1p
Exons: 1
Coding region: 1-1425 (474 amino acids)
Biological process (GO): ribosome biogenesis
Cellular component (GO): preribosome, large subunit precursor
Molecular function (GO): protein binding
Source: RefSeq, a predicted model, not a curated record